This is a messenger RNA of Arabidopsis lyrata subsp. lyrata, 561 nucleotides long. RefSeq names its product agamous-like MADS-box protein AGL62. The transcript has a single exon. Bases 114 to 551 code for a protein of 145 amino acids. The record is from RefSeq and is a predicted model, not a curated record. Lineage: Eukaryota; Viridiplantae; Streptophyta; Magnoliopsida; Brassicales; Brassicaceae.
UUUAAUAAAUUAAUACAAAUGAAUAACAAUAUAAUUAUUUACAGCUGUCAAAUCAAUUGGAAGCAGAAAAAAAGAUAACAGGAGACUUAAAACAGAAGAGAAAAGAUAAUAAAAUGUUUGGGAAUUGGUGGGAAGAACCAGUUGAAGAACUCAACAUGACCCAACUCACUGAAUUCCAAUGUGGUUUGGAAAAUUUGAGAAAAGCAGUGGCAUAUAAAGUCUCCAAGUACCAUCAAGCAGAUGUUGAUCGUCGUAACUUUUAUGCUGGAAGUUCUAGUAAUUUUGCUUUUGGGAUCUCAGGUGAUACUAAUAUCAACAGUACUGAAUUGGAUCUGUUUAAUGAUCAAAGAAUGGCGAGCAUGAAUUUGUCCAACUACAACCACAACAUGAUUGUUCCUAAUCAAACAUCACCAUUUGGGAAUAAUGGUAACAAUACUCAAGGGUUUGCUCCAGAAUACAAAGCGGAAGACAGCCAGAACCAAAGCCAAUGUGUUAAGCAAGAAAAUGUGUCUGAAUAUGCUCAUUACCCUCACUUUGGACGUGAUUACUAAUAGUUUAUGU